AUGAAACUUCAAGGUUCAGCCAAAGUCCGCAUAUGUACAACGAAGGGCGAUUUAGAUAUCUCGCUAUAUCCUGAACAGCUACCGAAGCUGUGUAGAGCAUUUCUAACCAAUUGUCUCAACAAACACUUCGUAGGCUUAGGUUUUGACAAGUGCACUUCAGACAUAGUCCAAACUCAAUUGAAAGAUGAUUUGAGGCCUAUCAAUAGGGAGUCUCAUUCCAGAAUAAAAUUUGACGGCAAAGGCGAUGUGGGGAUCCUAAAUCUAGAGUCGUCGGCACACUCAACGGCAGAUGGAUUCUUUAUUACAACUAAACCAUGUCCUCAAUUCAACUCCGAGUAUGUGAUUAUCGGAAAGGUGACAAACGAGUCGUUCUAUACGGUCAUGAAAAUACUUGAUGGUGAGAAAAAAGAAGAUGGUGAGACGCCGUUGUAUCCUGUCACGAUUAAAGACACUGUAGUUCUUCAGAAGUACUUCGAUGAUAUCGAGAAGGAGGAAGUUAAACAAGAAACUACAAUCAAGCCCCUUCCAAAGAAACAAAAACGGGCUAUUCAAUUAGACUACGAUGAGGACGACGAUGUUUUGGAGGAAUCGCCCUUCGUGAUGAAGUCAGCAUUUGAAAGUUCCACGAAAACCAGUCUGAAAACCAAUAAAGAAGAAGAAGCUAAUCUAGAACAAGUCGGGAAUCAGCGCGAUGAAGUUUCAGGGGCUGAGAUCGAUCUGAUUCCUAAAGAGCUGGGUGACCUGUUGCUGAAACCAGAAACCGUAGAGCCAGCAAUUUCUGGAAAUGACAUAGAACUGGAUGUCAGAGAAGAACAAAAGGAAAAAGCCACUUCCACAAGUUCCGAUAAAGGGAAAUUAAAGUCCGCUGAUAGCGAGGUCAAACCUGACCCUUCCAUCGAUCCUUACGAUCCUGAUCUUGACAUACCAAAAGAUGCAAUCACGUUUGAAACGCUACAAAAUCACUUUUUUAAGAGUAAAUGA
Messenger RNA from Australozyma saopauloensis, 981 nucleotides. RefSeq lists its product as uncharacterized. Gene Ontology annotation, biological process: protein peptidyl-prolyl isomerization. Gene Ontology annotation, cellular component: catalytic step 2 spliceosome. The record is from RefSeq and is a predicted model, not a curated record. The transcript has a single exon. The coding region runs from base 1 to 981 and encodes 326 amino acids. Gene Ontology annotation, molecular function: peptidyl-prolyl cis-trans isomerase activity. Lineage: Eukaryota; Fungi; Ascomycota; Pichiomycetes; Serinales; Metschnikowiaceae.